Molecule: messenger RNA, 1491 nt
Organism: Salvia hispanica
Lineage: Eukaryota; Viridiplantae; Streptophyta; Magnoliopsida; Lamiales; Lamiaceae
Product: fructose-bisphosphate aldolase 1, chloroplastic-like
Biological process (GO): glycolytic process
Molecular function (GO): fructose-bisphosphate aldolase activity
Source: RefSeq, a predicted model, not a curated record
CAACAGCAGUGAGAGAGAGAUAAGAUUUUGAAGCAGCCAAAUCUUGAGCAAGAAAGCAGCAAUGGCCUCCGCAUCACUCCUCAAGUCAUCCCCCGUGCUCGACAAGUCCGACUUCGUCAAGGGCCAGACCCUCCUCCGCCACCCCUCUGCCGCCGCCGUCGUCCGCUGCGCCCCUUCUCUCGUCUCCAUCCGCGCCUCCUACGCCGAUGAGCUCGUCAAGACCGCGAAAAGCAUAGCGUCGCCGGGGCGUGGGAUUCUUGCGAUGGACGAAUCGAACGCAACGUGCGGGAAGAGGCUGGCGUCGAUCGGAUUGGAGAACACGGAGGCGAACAGGCAGGCGUUCAGGACGCUGCUGGUGACCCCACCGGGGCUGGGCCAGUACAUCUCCGGCGCCAUCCUCUUCGAGGAGACUCUCUACCAAUCCACGGUUGAUGGCCGCAAGAUCGUUGAUGUUCUCAUCGAGCAGGGCAUCACACCCGGCAUCAAAGUUGACAAGGGUUUGGUUCCCCUAGCUGGAUCAAACGAUGAGUCCUGGUGCCAAGGUCUUGAUGGUCUUGCUUCCCGCACUGCUGCUUACUACGAACAGGGUGCUCGUUUCGCCAAAUGGCGUACAGUCGUGAGCAUUCCCAACGGACCAUCCGCCUUGGCCGUGAAGGAGGCUGCUUGGGGGCUGGCCCGUUACGCUGCCAUUUCUCAGGACAAUGGUUUGGUCCCAAUUGUGGAACCAGAAAUCUUGUUGGAUGGUGAGCAUGGCAUUGACACGACUUUUGAGGUUGCCUCAAAGGUUUGGGCAGAGGUCUUUUUCUACUUGGCUCAGAACAAUGUGUUGUUUGAGGGCAUCCUCCUCAAGCCUAGCAUGGUCACUCCUGGUGCACAAUGCAAGGACCGCGCCACCCCCGAGCAGGUCGCCGCCUACACCCUCAGGCUCCUCGGCCACCGGGUCCCCCCGGCCGUCCCCGGAAUCAUGUUCUUGUCUGGCGGGCAAUCCGAGGUCGAGGCCACCUUGAACUUGAAUGCCAUGAACCAGUCUCCGAACCCGUGGCACGUGUCGUUCUCCUAUGCGAGAGCUCUCCAGAACACUUGCCUGAAGACCUGGGCCGGGCGCCCUGAGAAUGUUGCGGCCGCUCAGGAGGCGCUGCUCAUCCGUGCCAAGGCGAACUCCCUGGCCCAGCUCGGGAAAUACACCGCGGAGGGCGAGUCCGAGGAGGCCAAGAAGGAGCUGUUUGUAAAGGGCUACAGCUACUAAGAGCUCACAUCGAAGCAGAGACAAAAACAAAAAUGUGGUGCUGGUUUUUGUUCUAUUACGUUACAUGGGCUUGUUGUUUUAACCACUUCAUUUGAAAACCGAAUGCUGCUGAGGACUAGUUAGUAUCAAUCAUGAUAUAAAUUUUUCCAGACACUGGUUUUGAGCAUAUUAUGGUUAUUACAUGUCUGAAUACGGCAUAAAGAUGUAAGCUUUUUUAUUAUUAUUGGAGUUUGAAUUGCUACCUA